Messenger RNA from Aureobasidium pullulans EXF-150, 430 nucleotides. RefSeq lists its product as uncharacterized. The record is from RefSeq and is a predicted model, not a curated record. Bases 9 to 242 code for a protein of 77 amino acids. NCBI's taxonomy places the organism in Eukaryota, Fungi, Ascomycota, Dothideomycetes, Dothideales, Saccotheciaceae. The transcript has a single exon.
ACUCUUCUAUGGCUGAGGACAAGUCAAAGUCUGGAGAUGACAACAACUCUCCUGAAGCCGACGACAAUAACUCCGAGUCUGGAGACGACAACAAGUCAGAGUCUGGUUUUCACAGAGCCCUUUGUAUGCCGAUGGAUCGCAAAAGAUGGUGUGUUGCAGAACUUUGCAAAGGAACGAUCGCAGGAUCUUUUAAGAGAAAUUGGAGUACAAGGGGGAACAAUCGGAAGCUGUUGCUGUGCUAGUAGUUGGAGGGCUUUCGUGGAAUUAUGCCCAUCCAAUCGCUCCAGAGUGGUGGUCUCGGCUCUUUGCUUGAAGGCGGUUGGUUCGACAGCAACCUACAUAGCAUGACAAAUGUCACCAAAGACGGGCUCAACUACGUUUCGACUCUGUUCGUACAUGCGACGUGGGACAGGAGUCAUGUGUGAUCUUC